AUGGCCAGGGACGUCAGGGACGGCGGCAGUGCUGACGGAGCAUUUCCGGAGUCUGGACGGAUGCUGAGGGUGGAGUACAAGAACCAGCCUUACGACUGGUUCAACCUGGAUGACAUGGGGCCCUUGGUCCACACAGAGGAGUUCGCCGGAACUCUCAAAGAGAACAUCAACCACUACUUCGAUCUUGGCUUUGAUGAGCAGGCAAUCUUUGAUGAGGACGGGAUUCUGGUUUCGGCGGCCGACUUCUUGCGCUCCCUUCGGCAACCGCGACCCUACAUCAGGCUCUACAGCCUGCGUCAGUUGCCUCAAGAGCUGAAGGAACAGACGGCUGAAAAGCUAGCCAGCCUUGCUCAAGAGGUGACGAAGAUGCAACAAAUCCUCAACAUGCCCAAUUUAAGCGUUCCACGGUCACCGGAAAGACCAGGCGUCUCUGCAUGCGUUGCACCGACCAUCCAAAAUCCAGGCUCUGUCGGUGGCUCACAGAUGCAGGCGAAUCUUCCCUGCUGUGCAAAUUGCGGGGCUGCGUAUGAGACUGAAAAUGCCCUCUUCUGCGGGAAGUGUGCCCGUUUGCGUGCUGAGGAGCCACUGGCAGCUUCAGCAGUGAGGACGGCGCCAGAGGCCUCCAUGGCAGAUCGUUUGGCAGGCAGCUUGGCGGGUCCUCGAACUUUGCCAAAUGUGCUGCCGCCGACCUCCAUCGGCACGACUCCAUGGACUGUGCCAGGCACUGGACUGGCAAGGGUGCCACUCACUGAGGGGCCACCUGCGGCAGUCGCUACUCAGCCCCAAGGACCUCGGUAUAGUUCCAACUGCAUGGUGCAAAUGGAGGGACCCCAGACGGUACCCAACGGGGCUUUCCCUGUCAGGAGCGUGUCCUUCGCGAAUGGGAAGGACUACUCUCGAGAUCGGGACGGCAGGCUGUUCGAUGUGACCCUGAGUAAGGAUCCCACUGGACCUGCAACCACCUGCACUAGUUGUGGCAAUGUGUUUAUGCCCGAUUCGGAGUUCUGCCGGAAGUGUGGGGUGAAGCGGGAGAUGAGCAUGAAGCCGGACCGUUUCGGCUUUGCCAACGUGCCUGUCCAGGAUGGUAGGUCUCUCCAGAUCACCUGGAUUGAUCCCAGUGGCCUGCUGGCGAGGUGGAACACACUACAUCCCAAUAGCGAGGUCAAGGAGGGUCAGAUCAUCGUGGCCGUCAACGGUGUGUCCGAAGACGUGGAGGCACCACGUGAGUGGCGCACGGCAUGGCGCGUUGGCCAGCGACGACUUUCUUCGAGUUGGGAGUCGGAAGACAUGGAGCAACUGAAGGCCGCCCCGCUUCACAACUUCGAAGGUUGGAGGCGACGCGUGCCGAAAGCAGACACGAACCAGGUGCAUCAGCGACUGCCACUGCCGACCCAGAUUCCGAAGGCCCACAAGAGCGCUUCGGGUCGAAAAGAGCGCUUCGGAUCUAGCAUCGAGGAUUUUGGUGCGAACCUUUCGCUCUCACGUCGAGUUGAUCUGAAGUGGCUCGUCACACGUCACCAGAUCCAGCAGAUCCAGGUAGCGAAGUUCAAAGUCAAGGUGCCUGCAGGUGUCGAGCCUGGGCAAAUGGUCUACUUCACGUCCCCUUCUGGCCAACAGCUGCAGACCAAAGUGCCCGAGGACAAACGGGCUGGAGAUGAGUUUUACGUCCUUAUUCAGCAUGAUGCACCUGUACCCAUGCAGGCUCGGGUGAAAGUGCCGGAGGGCGUGAAGCCAGGUGAGAAGAUUGUUUUUCCUGGGCCCCAUGGCUAUAACCUGGAAGCGGUGGUGCCGGAAGGCAAAGAGCCCGGCGAUGAGUUUCACGUCGCCCUACCAGCCCCACCACCGGAGCAGCCCAGCAGCUUUCUGCUCACCGUGCCGGACGGAAAGAAAGGAGGGGAUGAGCUCUUCUUCGAUGCCAAUGGGCAACACAUGAGAGCGAUCAUCCCGGAAGGAAGACAGCCAGGAGAGACCUUUGAGGUACACUUGGGACCCAGCCAGCUUUUGGUGACAGUUCCAGAAGGCAAGCAGAGUGGCGAGGAAGUGGAGUUUCGAGGGCCCGGAGGUGGUUUGAUGAAGGCCGUGGUUCCAAAAGGAAUCAAGGCGGGCGAACAGUUCGCCGUGAGUUUGAUCAAUGAUCCCGCUCUUCAUUCGGGGCUCCCAGCGCUCUGCACGGCGUGUUCGAAUGGCGACCUAGAGGAGGCAAAGAAGUUGGUCGCUGCCUCCAACUUGAAUGUGAAUGGUACUUUUGAUCAAGGCUUCACUCCGCUCUUCUACGCGGCAACGAGCGGCGCCUUUGAAGUGGCCAAAUGGCUGGUAGAGGAGCGGGCAGAUGUCAAUGCUUCCAACGAAACCAAGCGCACACCUCUCCACUGGGCGUCGCGCAAUGGCCACAUCAAGGUGGUGGAACUGCUCUUGGGAGCCCGGGCAGCGAUGAACGGUCCAGAUGGCACUGGCAGAAAUCCUUUGGCCUUGGCAAUCGGCUACAAACAGACGGAGGUCGUGGAACUGCUUCGGAAGGCCGGAGCCGAGGAACCUUCCCGAUAG
Durusdinium trenchii is the source of this 2544-nucleotide messenger RNA. NCBI's taxonomy places the organism in Eukaryota, Dinophyceae, Suessiales, Symbiodiniaceae. The record is from the annotation of a GenBank genome assembly.